Messenger RNA from Cooperia oncophora, 216 nucleotides. The record is from the annotation of a GenBank genome assembly. NCBI's taxonomy places the organism in Eukaryota, Metazoa, Nematoda, Chromadorea, Rhabditida, Trichostrongylidae.
AUGUAUUUUAUUCUUUACCAUCUUUUUUUUGAACACUCGAAGACAACACUAGUGUGGACUUCUUCGUGGAAGCAAAGUGUGGUGUGGUGGGAAAGCGGAGAGGAACUCUCAAGCCAUCACUACAUUUUUUCCACGGACCUCUUUGACAAAUUCCUGGGAUGUAACGACAAACUACACGACGCUUCAUUUCUCAAAAUGACUGAAGAACAGCUGUGA